AUGCCGUCCACCGCCGACAUCCUCGCCUCAGCCUUUGGCCUGCCCCGCUCCCGCUCCCGGGGCAGCGGGAGCAGCAGGAACAGCAGCCCUGCCAGGCCCCGUCGUCAUAGUGGCGACGUGCCUCGCAGCAGCGCCCCCGCGAGCCUCAACAUCAACACCAAGGACGUUGCCCCCGCCCCCGUCAAGGCCACUUACACCGAUGGCUCGCUUGCUUCCUCGCCCACGGCCAACACUCCGGCGCCCUCGAGCCCCGCGACCCCGUCUUCGCCCAGCAUCCCCGUGCAGCAUCUUACCCGCCGCCACAAGACUACCUCCGACGCCAGUCAUCGUCGCAGCGGCAGCGCCUUUGGCAGCAGUAGGACUGCGCUCGGCCCGCCUCCCAAGAUGAACGACAGCGGCGUUGAACUUCCCUAUGGCUCUCGCCGGGCUUCUCCGCGUACCAGCAUGGAUUACCCGCGCCCCAGCAUGGAAAAGUCGGUGCUUUCCCUCGACAGCGGCCGCUCCAGCAUGAGCGCCGACUGGCCGACCCACCCGUACGAGCUUAACACCAUCGCCGAGCUCGACCAGCUGCCUCAAGGCACCGAGGUGAACUUCCGUGCGCGCAUCGCCACCCAGCGCCAGCUGUCCAAGGCGCUCGACUUCCUCCUAUUCCGCGACCAGACGCACUCUGUGCAGGGCGUGCUCUCCAGGGAGCACAUGGACAUGGUCAAGUGGGUGCAAAAGCUGGCUCCAGAGUCCCUCGUCCAGGUCAAUGGCAUCCUCAAGACGCCCCCGGAGCCUAUUCGCUCCGCCACACACUCCGGUGUCGAGGUCAGCAUCCAGUCCAUCCACCUUGUUGGUGCCGCGUACAAUGCGCCCUUCACCAAUUACAAGCCCCCGGAGUCUUUGCGCAACCGCAUGAACUCGCGCAUCCUCGACCUCCGCCACCCGUCCAACCAGGCCCUUUUCCGCAUCCGCUCCGUCGUGGCCCGCACGUUCCGCGACGUGCUCGAAAAGGAGGGCUUCGUCGAGAUCAAUACCCCGAAGCUUCAGCCCGCCGCGACCGAGAGUGGCGCCGCCGUCUUCAAGGUCAACUACUUUGGUCGCAAUGCCUUCCUCGCCCAGAGCCCCCAGCUGGCUAAGCAAAUGUCUAUCUCUGCCGAUUUUGGCCGUGUUUUCGAAGUUGGCCCCGUCUUCCGCGCCGAGAAUUCCAACACGCAUCGCCACUUGACCGAGUAUACGGGCCUCGACAUUGAGAUGGCCAUUGAGCAUGAUUACCAUGAAGUCAUUUACGUCCUCGACGACUUCCUCAAGGCUGUUUUCAAGAACGUCUACGCGAUGCCCGAGGUCAAGGAGGUGCAGAAGCGCUGGCCAAGCGGCGAAUUCAAGUAUCUCGACGAGACGCUCGUUCUCGACUUCCGCGAGGGCAUUCGCAUGCUGCGCGAGGAUGGCCGCGAUGUCGAGGAGGAGGACCUCUCCACCCCUGAUGAGAUGCGCCUGGGCCAGCUCGUCCGAGAAAAGUACAACACUGAUUACUACAUCCUCGACAAGUUCCCCGCCAGUGCUCGCCCCUUUUACACUCACAAGGACCCCGAAGACCCCAACUGGACACGCUCAUUCGACAUCUUCAUCCGCGGCCAGGAGAUUUGCUCCGGAGGCCAGCGCAUCAACGACCCCCACGAGCUGCGCCAAAACAUGCUUGACUCUGGCAUGACUGAGGACGGCAUGGAGGACUACAUGACCGCCUUUGAUCUCGGCGCCCCCCCGCACGCCGGAGCCGGGUUGGGUCUGGAACGAAUCGUUGCCUGGAUGCUCGAGCUCGGUGAUGUCCGAUACGCCUCGCUCUUCCACCGUGACCCCAAGUCGCUCCCCGAGCGGUCUCCCGGCCUGGCUCAUCCCGAGGCAGACACGACCAAGCCGCAGGCAGCAGGCGCUCCGCCGCCAAUCGAGAAGCUCAUCGCCAACUAUGGCGAUGCUUCCAACACAUCUUGGCUCGACGAGCGCUUCGAGAUCUGGCGCCACCCCACGGGCGCCGCCGUCGGCUUCGUCAAGCAGGAGAAGUUCGCCAUGGUCACGGGCGACCCUCUGUGCGACCGAUCACAAUACAAGGACGUCUGUGCCGCAUUCGUCAAGUUUGUUCUUACCGAGCUGCGCCUCACGCCCGUGUGGAUGCUUGUCUCGUACGAGGUCCAGAAGAUUCUCGCGCAACAGUUGGGCUGGCGCACGCUGUCCUGCACCGAGGAGCAGCGCGUCGACACCAACAAGCAUCACAACACGACGGGCGGCCCCAAGGCCAGGCGCGUCGAGCGCGAGGGAGUCAAGGUGCACGAGGUCAAGGCCGACGACGAGUUCAUCAGUCGCGCCAACCCGGCCAUCGAGGAAUGGAAGGCGAGCCGGAAGGGCAAGCAGAUCCAUCUGACCGAGGUGCGGCCUUGGGUCGACAUGGAGCACAGGCGAUACUUUGCCGCCGAGAAGGAGGGCAAGGUGCAGGCCCUCGUGGUGCUGGCCAAGCUGUCUGCCAAACACGGUUGGCAGGUCAAGUGGGCGCUCGACUUCCCCGGCUCCGUCAACGGCGCCAUCGAGGUGCUCAUCGAGUACACGCUCUCAAGCGUGACGGGCCAGGUGACGUUUGGCGUCGGCGUUUCGGAGAAGCUGACCCCCGGAGAGCAUCUUCACGGCAUCCGCGCUCGCUUCCUGGCGACGACGUACAACUCGAUUGUCGAGAGCCUGGGUCUGCGCCGCAAGGCCGGCUUCCGCAGCAAAUUCGGCGCCCUCGGCGAGGAGGUGUACAUUUGCUACCCGAAGCAUGGCGUUGGUCUGCGCGACCUGAACCAGAUUAUCAAGUUCUUCCAAGACUGA
Purpureocillium lilacinum is the source of this 2838-nucleotide messenger RNA. RefSeq lists its product as uncharacterized. Gene Ontology annotation, biological process: aspartyl-tRNA aminoacylation. NCBI's taxonomy places the organism in Eukaryota, Fungi, Ascomycota, Sordariomycetes, Hypocreales, Ophiocordycipitaceae. Gene Ontology annotation, molecular function: ATP binding; aspartate-tRNA ligase activity; RNA binding. The record is from RefSeq and is a predicted model, not a curated record. Gene Ontology annotation, cellular component: cytoplasm; cytosol; aminoacyl-tRNA synthetase multienzyme complex.